Molecule: messenger RNA, 894 nt
Organism: Candidozyma haemuli
Lineage: Eukaryota; Fungi; Ascomycota; Pichiomycetes; Serinales; Metschnikowiaceae
Exons: 1
Coding region: 1-894 (297 amino acids)
Source: RefSeq, a predicted model, not a curated record
AUGUCUGGUUUCGAACAUACUGACUCGGGCAUCGCAGGCUCUGUCUACCUUGCCUUGUACACUAUCUAUUCAGCGUUUAUGAUCUAUGUGGUCUAUAAGAAGGGCUUCAAAACGGUUUAUACUGUUCUUUUAACUUUCCCGAUUAUUCGUUUUGGUUCUCAAUUGUGUGGUGUGGUGUUUUCCAAGCUUGGUAUUGAACAGCUCGACUGGCUUAUUGCAUACUUGGUCUUGGGUGCCGAAGGUUACUUUGUGCUUAUUUUAUGUGCUUUCAAGUUUGUUGCUCAGGCUCAGAAGGCAGAAACAGGGAACUCGUGGGUCGAAGAUGAAGGUUUUGAUAUUCCUGGUCUUAGGUUUUUCACGAAAUCCUGGUCCAGAAUGUUCCACAUGCUUCUUAUCCCUGCCAACUCUUUGGUUAUUGCCGGUGGUACUAUGCUUACUGGUGUCACUGACUUGGAGAAGGAACACGAUAAGGUUCAAACCUCCAAAGGCAUAAGAACUGCUGGUCAAGUGACUUUCCUUUUCAUGACUUUUAUCGUGGUGGUGUUCUCCUUGAAAGCUUACACCAAUGAAAGAGUCCGUAACCACUUCAACAUCACCGUGUUGCUCUGCUGUCCAUUCCUUAUUGUCAGAGGUAUCUUUGGUGUUCUUUCUAUCUACAUUGAGGACAUGAACUACUUCCAGUUCUCCAAUUACAGUGCUGACGGUGUUAACCAUAAGUUGGUUGUCUACGAAUACGUUCUCUCGACAACCAUGGAAUUCGUUGCCUCUUGUUUCCUCAUGAGCAACUUCUUCCUUGAGAAGAGAUACAAGAAGGACGAUAUAGAGAGCUGGCUGGAAUCUGAUAGACAGCAGGAUGCGUUUCCAAGCGACAGCGGGGAGGAUAUAAAGGCAUAG